CCCGGCCUCCGCACCCGUUCCAAGUUUCUGGAUAUCGGAACAACGCACUUAUAUAUCAGCUUUGAGAAAAGAGAGGUUUUUUCGGAGCGAGUCGCAUCACCAGGGAAGAAAGAAGGCAUCAGGCGAGAAAGAACGAAAGAAGCGAGCGAGAGAGCUCUUAAAACAAAGGGACCGUUGCUUUCUUUUUUAUAUUUUUUGAAUUGGAAGCUUGGGGGUUUCUUUGGAGCUCGAGUUGUCUCGGUCAUGGCGGCCUCCGUCGAGAACCCCUUCUCCUCGGAUCACAUCGAGAAGACGAAGACCCUCAUCGGCGCCCUCAAUCUCCUCUCCCGCAAUCUCCCCCUCCCCCCUGACGUCUUCGACGCCGUCUCCUCGAUCUACCACGACGGCGGCCGCCAUGCCGCGAACGAGGAGGAGGAGGAGGAGGAGGAGGGGGAGGGAGGCGGCGGAGCCCCUCCGUCAGAAGAGGAUACGAUUUAUGGGGUUUCAACCAGUGAUAUUUUGGUAAAGGAGCUUGAAGAUGCAUUACUAAAGCAGCAAUCGAGUCGCACGUCUUGUUCAGUAUUGGAAAAAACAAAAGAAAGCCGUUAUAAUGGUCUUAUUCAGCAUCGACUUAUGGAGCUUGAAGGGUUGCCGUCUAGUCAGGGUGAAGACUUGCAAAUGAAGUGCUUGCUCGAACUCUAUGGUUUAAAGUUAUUAGAAUUACAGAGGAAGGUGCGAUCUGACGUGAGUGCAGAGUACUGGUUACAUGAGAAAUGUGCAUAUCCUGACAAACAAUUGUUUGACUGGGGAAUGAUGCGACUGCGAUAUCCCUGUAACAUGUAUGGUAUUGGAGAUGCUUUUGCAAUGGAAGCUGACGAUCAUCAGCGGAAAAAAAGAGAUGCAGAGGUUAUUUGUUGCCAUUUUCUCUUGUACUAUCCUAGAAUUCUGCUAUCAGCUGUUUUAUUUGAAAGAAAAACUACAACUUUUUUGUUGCAAUGUUCCUCAUGGCAGAGGUUGUCAAGAUUAGAAGAGGAGGAAAAGAACCGAGUAGAGACCAGGAAGAGGAAAUUCUUUGCAGAAAUUCUUAAUGCUGCUCGUGAAUUUCAGUUGCAAGCACAAGCUGCUCUGAAACGACGUAAACAAAGAAACGAUGGAGUUCAGGCAUGGCAUGCAAGGCAAAGGCAGCGUGCUACACGUGCAGAAAAAUUGAGGUUCCAGGCACUAAAAGCAGAUGAUCAAGAAGCAUAUAUGCGCAUGGUAGAAGAGAGCAAGAAUGAACGCUUAACAAUGCUCCUUGGGAAAACAAAUGACCUUCUUGUUGGUCUUGGAGCUGCCGUUCAGCGGCAAAAGGAUGCAGAGCAUUUGGAUGGGCUUGAAGCUCGUAAAAGCUCUGAGUCUGAUGAUCCUUUGCAGAUCUCAAAGAGCGAAACUCCAGGCGAGUUGCCUUUAGAUGAUGAUACAGAAGUUGUUAAUGGAGAUUCUGGUCCAAAUGUGAAGGCUAAUGAUUUGCUUGAAGGACAACGACAGUAUAAUUCUGCUGUCCAUUCAAUUCAGGAAAAGGUCACAGAGCAGCCAUCAAUGCUUCAGGGUGGGGAACUAAGACCUUACCAAUUAGAAGGACUUCAAUGGAUGCUUUCCUUGUUUAACAACAACUUAAAUGGUAUACUGGCUGAUGAAAUGGGUCUAGGAAAGACAAUUCAGACCAUAGCGUUAAUUGCAUAUUUAGUGGAAAACAAGGGUGUAACUGGACCUCACUUGAUUGUUGCUCCAAAGGCAGUACUGCCAAAUUGGAUUAAUGAAUUUUCAACUUGGGCACCGAGUAUUGUGACGGUUCUAUAUGAUGGGCGCCUAGAUGAAAGGAAGGCAAUGAGGGAGGAGUACUCAGGAGAAGGAAAAUUUAACGUGAUGAUCACACACUAUGAUCUGAUAAUGAGAGAUAAAGCUUUUUUGAAGAAAAUUCACUGGUAUUACAUGAUUGUUGAUGAAGGACACCGUCUGAAAAACCAUGAGUGUGCUCUUGCCAAGACACUUGUUUCAGGUUAUCGUAUUCGACGUAGGCUACUAUUGACUGGUACCCCGAUACAGAAUAGUCUGCAAGAGUUGUGGGCACUGCUUAAUUUUCUUCUACCCAGCAUUUUUAAUUCGGUACAGAACUUCGAAGAUUGGUUUAAUGCACCCUUUGCAGAUCGAUGUGAAGUAUCUCUUACAGAUGAGGAAGAGCUAUUAAUUAUUCGUCGUUUGCAUCAAGUUAUCAGACCAUUUUUGUUGAGAAGAAAGAAGGAUGAGGUGGAGAAAUAUCUUCCAGGGAAAACACAAGUCAUACUAAAAUGUGAUUUGUCUGCUUGGCAGAAAGCUUAUUAUCAACAGGUCACUGACAUAGGACGUGUUGGUCUGGAAUCUGGCAUAAAAUCAAAGAGCCUUCAGAAUUUGUCGAUGCAGCUCAGGAAGUGUUGCAAUCAUCCAUUCCUGUUUGUACCAGAAUAUAACAUGUGGCAAAAGGAUCAAAUUGUUAGAGCAUCAGGAAAGUUUGAAUUGCUUGAUCGCUUGCUUCCAAAACUGCAGAGAACUGGUCACAGAGUUCUGCUUUUCUCCCAGAUGACACGUCUAAUUGAUAUUCUAGAGAUCUACUUGCAACUAUAUGAUUUUAAGUACCUUAGGCUUGACGGGUCAACCAAGACUGAAGAACGAGGGACAUUACUCAGACAGUUCAAUGCACCUGACUCUCCCUACUUCAUGUUUCUCUUGAGCACUCGAGCUGGUGGUCUUGGAUUAAACUUGCAGACUGCAGAUACUGUGAUCAUCUUUGACAGUGAUUGGAACCCUCAAAUGGACCAACAGGCAGAGGAUCGUGCCCAUCGUAUUGGGCAAAAGAAGGAAGUUCGUGUCUUUGUGUUGGUUAGCGUUGGAUCGAUUGAAGAGGAAAUCUUGGAACGUGCAAAGCAGAAGAUGGGCAUCGAUGCAAAGGUCAUCCAGGCAGGAUUAUUCAAUACUACCUCCACUGCACAAGACAGGAGAGAAAUGUUGCAAGAGAUCAUGCGGAGAGGCACAAAUUCUCUUGGAACAGAUGUGCCAAGCGAGAGAGAGAUAAACCGCCUUGCAGCCCGAACUGAAGAGGAGUUCUGGCUGUUUGAGAAGAUGGAUGAAGAGAGACGGCAAAGAGAGAGAUACAGGUCAAGGUUGAUGGAGGAAAAUGAGGUGCCUGAUUGGGUCUUUCCUAAAACUAGUGAACACAAAUCUAAAGGGAACCAAGGCCUAGAUAGUAAGAGCAAUCAGGUCACUGGGAAGAGACGCCGUAAAGAGGUCAUUUAUGCUGAUUUACUUAGUGAUGUCCAGUGGAUGAAGGCUGUGGAGGAUGGAGAAGACUUGUCCAAGAUUGCUGCAAGAGGAAAGAGGAGGGAACAUCCCUCUGAUGCAUAUGAAUCUGCCUCUGAUGAUGCGGGCGGGCAGAGUAUGUCUGAGCAAAGGAACAUAAGCAGGUCUACGAUGAGUGAAGAUGGCAGUGAUGAUGUGUUGAGCAGAACAACCAAAAAAUUCAAGACUGGAUUUGUGCUGCCUAACAAAGAUGAAGAUGAGGGUGAAGGUGAAGGUGAUACCAGCAGCUGGAAAGAAAACAUUGUUACCUGGAGGACCCACAAGAAAAAGCGCUCGAGCCAUGGCUUCUCCAACUCAACAUCAGAUGUAAAGGGACCAUAGGGUUUCUAACAUAAACCAGAAUUUGGUUGCUUGCCAGGUGUUGAACGAGGCAACCAUUUAGAAGUGAAUGUGCAUUGCUUGGUCUAUUGCUUAAAUAGCAAUUUUCCCCCUCCAUCUGAGAGAGGCACUGCACCCAGUUUCAUCUAUAUAAAUAAAGAUUAUUGAUUUGAUUUACUCCAUGGUGAGAACCGGUGGCUGCUGUGAUGUAAGUCAUUUACUUUAGGACACAAACAUGAAACUGGCGAAAUAUCAUUCAGAACCAUAAGAAUGCUUUGUAAUUUUUCAUUUUAUAAUUUAAGCUCACCCACAAAGUUCUGAAACCACCCUUUUAGCUAUCCUUAAUUAUUUGCAAUAAAAGUGAUUGACUUGAAGUUGCAUUCAA
This is a messenger RNA of Phoenix dactylifera (date palm), 4054 nucleotides long. Its product is annotated as putative ATP-dependent DNA helicase CHR12. NCBI's taxonomy places the organism in Eukaryota, Viridiplantae, Streptophyta, Magnoliopsida, Arecales, Arecaceae. The record is from RefSeq and is a predicted model, not a curated record. Gene Ontology annotation, molecular function: histone binding; ATP binding.